Molecule: messenger RNA, 3044 nt
Organism: Leguminivora glycinivorella
Lineage: Eukaryota; Metazoa; Arthropoda; Insecta; Lepidoptera; Tortricidae
Gene: Vps16A
Product: vacuolar protein sorting-associated protein 16 homolog
Exons: 17
Coding region: 220-2727 (835 amino acids)
Biological process (GO): endosomal transport; vacuole fusion, non-autophagic; intracellular protein transport
Cellular component (GO): cytoplasm; lysosomal membrane; endosome
Molecular function (GO): actin binding
Source: RefSeq, a predicted model, not a curated record
UUGAGUUAUUUCGGAAAAAUAAAUAAUUCGUGUUCAAACUAUACGAAUAUAGUUGAAAUAGAAACAUAUAAAUGUGCUUAAUUUGUAAUAUCUAUCUGAUAAUAUGUACAAUUGGUUGACUUAAAUAUUUGCAAGUUAAACCCUUGUAGUCAAUUAAUUAGGCAUAUAUUUUGUGUUAUCAGUAAUUAAUCAUUAUUAGGUGUAUUUAAUCGUUAUACAAUGUCGGCACUGUUAACUGCGGACUGGUUCCAGUUGGAUUCCUACUACAGGCGUUUGGAGAUUUACAACAUGAACUGGUCCAUGGACGAGGGCCUAGAGAACAUGAUAAUCAGUGGAGCCCCCUACGGAGGGCCCAUUGCUGUGGUGCGGGACCGGAAGCAGUUUGGCAGGAUUGCUACCACCGCCAAGCCUGUCAUAACAAUUUACAACUGUGUAGGGAAUGUAAUUUCAAAGAUUUUGUGGAACAGUGGAGUCCUGGUCCACAUGGGUUGGUCUGAUGGCGAGCAGCUGCUGUGUGUGCAGGAGAGUGGAGACGUGCUUGUGUACGACAUGUUUGGAGCCUAUCAGAAGACUUUCAAUAUGGGGCAAGAAGUUAGGGACACUAAGGUCAGCAAAGCACAGCUAUUCCCGAAUCCUCAUGGUGUGGGACUGGCUGUAAUGACCACCACCAACCGAAUGUUCCUGCUCAGCAAUAUCUCCGAGCCGAAAGUUAGGCCAGUGCCAGAUCUGCCACGGGCCAGUGAGCCAAUCACAUCGUGGUGCGUUUUAAGCGCGGGCCUACGCUCGUCAGCUGUCAUCGGCUUCCUCGUGUGUCGCAACAAGGAGAUAUACAAGUGCCAGCUGGGAGAACCCAGGCCUAUACUCAUGCGUCCAGAGAUCCGAAACCCGUACACACAAGUCCUAUGCAUCGUGCCCUCACAGAACGGGCGACACGUAGCCCUCUUCACAGACUCCGGAUUCCUAUGGAUCGGGUCUUCCGACUUCAAGAGCAAGUACGCGGAGAUCGACACCGGCUGUAUCAAGCAACCUAAAGAGCUCGUCUGGUGCGGGUCCCAAGCCGUGAUAGCGCACUGGGACGACGUGCUCUGCAUCUUCGGCUCGAAAGGCCAGAAGACCGAGUUCCCGUACGACGGGCCGUUCCAUGUCAUUCCCGAGAUGGACUGCGCUCGAGUUGUGUCGCAGUACACUCACGAGCUCAUUGAGAAAGUGCCAGUUGUUAUUGAGAAGAUAUUCAGGAUUGACAGCACGGCGCCUGGGUCAUAUUUAGUUGAAGCGUCUAAACAGUUUCAGAAACGCAGCCACCGAGCCGACGAAUACAUCCGCCUAGUAAAACCCGACCUCGCAAAAGCGGUGCAGGACUGCAUCGACGCCGCUGCCUUCGAGUUCGAGCCCGAUGUGCAGAAGAUGCUGAUACGCGCUGCUCAGUUUGGCAAGGGUUUCAUCGUCGACCAGCAGCUGACAGACCACUACGUGCGCACGUGCCGCUGGCUACGCGUGCUCAACGCCAUCCGAGACCCCAAGGUCGCCAUCCCGCUCACCUUCUACCAAGUCCAAAACCUAGGAGAACGGAUAUUACUGGACCGACUGAUCUGGCGACGGUUACACUGCCUCGCGUUACACAUCGCAGACUAUCUACAGAUGAAAGACGGGCAGACCCGCGUGCUAUCACACUGGGCCUGUUAUAAGGUGACACAACCCCACCUGGACAACGAGAGCGCCGCUCGAGAGAUCGGAGAGAAGCUACGCAACGUGCCCGGAAUCUCUUAUACCACCAUCGCCAAGAAGGCCUCCGACAAGGGGCGGAAGGCACUCGCCAUCAAGAUUCUCGAGUAUGAAAGUCACAGCAAACUCCAAGUGCCUUUACUGCUACAACUGGGCGAGGGCCCUACGGCGCUACUCAAGGCUACGGCUAGCGGCGACACAGAUCUCGUCUAUAUAGUACUGCUGCACUUGAAGGAGAAGAUGGGCAAGCACGAGUUCGAGCUGACGAUCCGCAGUUUCCCGCUAGCGCACGCACUAUACAUCAAGUACUGCGGCACGCACAACCGCGAGGCGCUGCGGAAAGUUCUAGUGCAAGAAGACGACUUCCCCGCGCAGGCCGCCGCGCACGUGCGAGACGCAUGCGGCCCCACUCCGCCGGGACAGGCGGAGGCUGCGUUGAUAUCGGCCCGGGAGUGCUAUAGGAAGGCCAAGAACGAUAUAGGAGUGGCGAUCUGCGAGGACGCCCGCAAGCUGUGCAAGCAACAGUCCAGCCUGCAGGAGACGUACGGGGAGAGCUUCGUAGGUCUUUCUCUGCACGACACCGUUAAGAAACUGCUCGAGCAGGGCGAGGUCAAGCUCGCGGACAAACUGCGCUCCGAAUACAAGAUGCCGGACAGAAGGUACUGGUGGCUGCGCAUCCUAACGCUAGCAGAGAAGGACGACUGGGAGGAGCUCGACCGCUUCUCCAAAUCCAAGAAGUCCCCCGUCGGCUACGAGCCGUUCGUGGACGCGUGCCUCAAGUACCGCAAGAACGACGAGGCGCUCAAAUACCUGCCAAGGUGCAAGGACGACAUCAGGGUCAAGUACUACGUCAAGGCUGGUUUUUACGAGGAAGCCGCGCUAGUGGCCUUCGAGCAAAGGGACCAGAACGCCCUGUUUUACGUGAAAAACAAGUGCCCGCUCAGCGAAUCCACCAAACACGAGAAAAUCUCUGCGCUACUAGAACAGCUGGCCACUAGGAAAUAACACAAGUAAAUUAUGAUGAUACAGGAAUUAUGAACGAUCUCUAUUGGUUUAAUCCCGUGAUUAUUUGGUUUCCUAUCGCCUUUUUAGUCUGUCUGCGUUAUUAGUUGCCGGACGAAAUGUAAAUAUGCUGUAGGUUGAUAGUUCCCUCCUAAUACGAUUCUAAUCUAAUGUCGAAUAUAAUCAUUCAAUAGUCAAAAUAUCUAGGUUUAAACAAAGAUGUAUGUAUAACUCUAAUUUUAAGUUAAGACUACAUUCUCAAUAUUUAUAGUAUUUUAUACGAAAUGGUAAAUAUGUAAAUAAAAUGCAAUAUUAUGGCU